AUGAUCUCUGUCCCAAAAUACGACAUGCUUCUGGCCUCCAGAAAGCAUGGCAAGGAAACCUAUGCUUUGGCCUUCAUUGUCUCUUUUCUGGCUGUGGGACAGGCUAUUACAAUCGCCGCUGCGGGUGCCAGUAACCAGAGCACCGCCUGGGGACUCAAGAAUGCCGUGCCCCGAGAGGAGGAAUUAUCAUGUGCCAUUCUCGCGGGACCAUCAUCACGUCUUUUGCGGCUGGAGACUUGGCUGCAUCCUGGUGCCAGGAUGUGGUGGCUGGCAUCGGCUGGGUACUGGAUCACUGCCCUGUCUGUGGCGGAGAAAAUUGUGGUGUUGCCGGCUAGAGGAGCAUGA
Messenger RNA from Penicillium alfredii, 345 nucleotides. RefSeq lists its product as uncharacterized. NCBI's taxonomy places the organism in Eukaryota, Fungi, Ascomycota, Eurotiomycetes, Eurotiales, Aspergillaceae. The coding region runs from base 1 to 345 and encodes 114 amino acids. The transcript has 4 exons. The record is from RefSeq and is a predicted model, not a curated record.